Saccostrea cuccullata (small rock oyster) is the source of this 1626-nucleotide messenger RNA. Its product is annotated as putative ankyrin repeat protein RF_0381. NCBI's taxonomy places the organism in Eukaryota, Metazoa, Mollusca, Bivalvia, Ostreida, Ostreidae. The transcript is spliced from 6 exons. Bases 1 to 1626 code for a protein of 541 amino acids. The record is from RefSeq and is a predicted model, not a curated record. Gene Ontology annotation, molecular function: protein binding.
AUGGGUUACAGAUCAAGAACAAAUUCACUGGUUGCAGAUGUUACAGGUGUAGAAACAGAGAAAGAAGAAAUGAAUGAACUAAAAGACAAAACAAGGAUUGCUUUGGAAAGUCAAGAACGUAGGAUUAGGGAUGUUUUCGUUCACAUCCGAGUAAUGAAGAAAGUGUCAGAUAUUCUAGAGACAAAUAGGUAUGUUGUUAUCAAAGGUAACCCGGGAGCUGGAAAAACCACCAUAGCCAUGCGCGUCCUAACAGAGCCAGUUCUAGCACGUUAUCCACAUUUACUUGAUAUGCAAACUGAUCAGGACAGAAGUUCUCAACAGGAUAUGCAAAAUGAUCCAGAUGGGAACACUCUACAUUUUGUUGCCUUUGUUGGUGACGAACCAAUCUUUAAAAAUAUGAUUGAAAGUGGCUGUGAUCCUUACAGCAGGUCUAACCAUGAGAAGGAUGUAGAGAAAACAUUCACUGAUGGUCAGAGUACGCCAUUACACGAAGCUUGUACAGCAGGAAAACUAAAUAUGUGUAAGUUCUUAGUUAGUGCUUAUCCUCAUUUUCUAGUUGUCAAAGACAAAAUGGAGAAAAUGUCUUACAUGCUGCUGCCUGGGGAGGACACUGGUGGAAAUACUGUCUUACAUGCCGCAGCCUGGGGUGGAAAUAUUGAUUUAUUCAAGUUCCUGUUGGAAAAGACCUUUGAUAACAAAGCUACCACAAAUGAUGGGAAUACUGUACUUCACAUAUGCUGUAUGAACGGUAAACUAAAUAUGUGUAAGUACUUAGUAAACACUUGUCCACCUUUUCUACAAGCCAAAAAUGAAUAUGGGGAAAAUAUCUUACAUGCUGCAGCAUUUGGUGGAAAUAUUGAUUUGUUCGAAUUUCUAUUGGGAAAAGGGUUUGACAUUAAAGUCAACCUACAUGACGGUAAAAAUGUGAUUAUUUUAUGUUGUAUGACCGGAAAACUUGAAAUCUGUAAGUACUUUGUCAGCACUUAUCCUCAUUUACUUCAUGAUACGGACGCUGAUGGAAUCAAUGCCUUACAUGCAGCAGCAUGGGGUGGAAACAUUGAUUUAUUCAAGUUCCUGUUGGGAAAGGGCUUUGACAUCAAUGUCUCCGAAAAUGAAGGGAAAACUGUGCUUCACUUUUGCUGUUUAAACGGACAACUCGAUAUGUUUAUGUACUUGGUCAAAACUUAUCCUCAAUUACUAGAUGUCAAAGACAAUGAAGGAGAGAAUGCCUUACAUGCUGCAGCUCUAGGCGGUAACCUUGCUAUACUGAAAUUCCUAUUGGGAAAAGGAUUUGAUAUCAAAACCAGAGGAGGCGAUGGGAAAACUGUUCUUCACCGUUGUUGUAUGAAUGGAAAACUAGAUAUGUGUAGGUUUCUGAUUGAAAAUUAUCCUCAUCUUUUAUACAUCAAGGAUAGUAUAGGAGUGAACAUUUUACAUGCGGCAGCUUGGGGUGGAAACGUUGAUUUGCUUAAAUUUCUUUUGGGAAAAGGCUUGGACAUCAGGGUAUCCUCAGAUGAGGGGAAAGCUGUUCUUCACUUUUGUUGUAUUAAUGGAAAACUAGAUAUGUGUAAAUAUCUUGUUGAAAAUUAUUCUUUUCUAUUAUACAUCAAGGAUGUAAUUGGAUAA